UGUUUGCCCCUCUCUCUGCCGGUUCACUACAAUAACAAGGAAGCUGCAGACAGCGUUUGGUUUGGUUUGUGUCGAAUAAAGACCCUGUCCACUGCUCCGUUUUUGUGUAGAAGCUGUCAGUGUAGGUAAUAUGUCUGUCCCAUUGUGAAGGACACGGUUAGUUAGCUGCUGACAGACUGUACUUGCUGCUGUUUGAGCCACAGACUGAAGAGGAAGAAGAAUGGCAGACGAAGCUCCUCUUCAGUUUUUACAUUACGAAGUCAUUCAGUACAUUUACAAGUCAGCUGAAAACGGAGAGACGGAUAAUGGAAGAAACAUCACCAAACUGGAAAAUAUGGGUUUUAGAGUCGGCCAAGGGCUAAUAGAAAGACUGACCAAAGACACAGCACGGUUCAAAGACGAGCUGGACGUCAUGAAGUUCGUCUGUAAAGACUUCUGGACCUGUGUGUUCAAGAAGCAAAUUGACAACCUUCGAACCAAUCACCAGGGCAUCUAUGUUCUCCAGGACAACAAGUUCCAACUACUGAAUCAGCUGUCAGUGGGGAAACAGUAUCUGGAACAAGCCCCGAAGUAUCUGGCCUUCACCUGUGGUCUAGUGAGAGGAGCUCUGGCCAACCUCGGUGUGAAGAGUAUUGUGACAGCUGAGGUGUCCGUGAUGCCUGCAUGUAAAUUCCAGGUCAUGAUCCAGAAAAUGUAGCAACUAGCAGAUGCCACAGUUACUCUGCACUCUCUUUGCCUUCAUAUAUACUUGAGUUUUUGUCAUGAAAGGGAAAUGCAUGUCAUCUUCAGCAGUACAGCAAAUGUUGUCUCUCCACGACACUGGGGAUUGCAGUGAUAAUUGGCAAAAGAUUUGUCUUCCAGUGCCCAAAGCACAUUUUAUUUUGUAUUGUAUGAUCAGUCAGUGUUAUCUCCUUUAAAAGAUUAUUUUCUCAUUGUGUGACUGAGAAUUGUCAUUAUGAAAGUGCUUAGGCGCCCUCUAGCGGUAAACUGCACAAUGUCAUUUUGAGUUGAUGCACAGUAUGUAAAAAUAAUUAAAAUAUAUUGAGAAUUGUCAAUAAUUUUUGUUAGGAUUUAUGAAUAUUUUAAAAAAUACAUGCUUGUUGUCUCAGCCUUACUAGUUAAUCUGUUAUUAUUAGAGCUUUUCAGAAACCUGAUAAUGUUUUAGCAAUUCAUAAAAAAAUAACAGACCAAAAAGAAAUGAAAAAAUAAGCAUGCGGAAAUGAGGAUAGCAUAUCUACAUUUCUUUACAAUUCAAUUAAACAAACAAAUGUGAUGUAAGAGAAAUAGUGCUCGCUCACCACAAGGCAGAGGCUCUGAUUAUGCUCUCCUGUUAAAGCAUGGCAAUGUGUAAACUAUUUCUGGAAAUGUUUUUUUUGUUCUGAUUAAACUUUGAACUUUGAGUAAUCGUAUGUA
Messenger RNA from Scatophagus argus, 1413 nucleotides. RefSeq names its product trafficking protein particle complex subunit 6B (gene trappc6b). The transcript has 6 exons. Lineage: Eukaryota; Metazoa; Chordata; Actinopteri; Scatophagidae. Gene Ontology annotation, cellular component: trans-Golgi network; cis-Golgi network; TRAPP complex. Gene Ontology annotation, biological process: endoplasmic reticulum to Golgi vesicle-mediated transport; regulation of GTPase activity. The record is from RefSeq and is a predicted model, not a curated record. Bases 221 to 697 code for a protein of 158 amino acids.